AGGAAUUAGAUGAGAGAAGAGGAAGUAGUAAAAACAGAGAAGUAAAUCACGAAAGACAUGUGAGUGUUGAAGAGAAAUAAGAAUGAGAUUCAGGAGAGAGUAAGUAGAAAAAAAUAACAUAAAGAAGAAUAACAAGUACAUAAUCCAUGCUUUGCUUUCUUUUUUGUGGGGUUUGUGCCUAAAACUAAAGAAGAAAAAAACAUACAGUGAAAGGGUGAAUAGAUUAAUAAGAAAAGAAAUGGAAGUAGUCUGUAACCUUUGGUGACAGUUGAAGCGGAAGAAAGAGAAAGAAGAAGGAAAAAAAGAAGGCUUGAAAAGCGGCAUGGCGUCGUCGAAGGUUGUUGUCUCGACGAAUCCGGAUCUGCCACGCGACUCUUCUAUAUCUCCCCUUUCCUCUCUUCUCCUCUCCGAUCUGCACCACUCAACCUCCAUGGACGACCUUCUCAAGUCCAUCACCCCUUCAGCCGCCAAGACCGUCGACGAUGUCUGGAAGGAGAUCGUUGCCGGCGCUCACCCCCACCAUCCCCCCGCCGCCGUCUCCGGAGACAGAAAUGCCGCCACCGUCAACGCCACCGCCCCAGAGGGCUACGAGGCUAUUACCCUGGAGGAUUUCCUCACCAAGGCCGGCGCCGUCAGAGAGGAGGACGUGAGAGGGGUUCUGCCCCCUUCUUCCUCUCUCCCCUUUCCUCUCCCUCUGCCCGCCGAAGGCUCAUCUUCCUCCGUUGAACCCUUUGGAAACGGCGUUGCGCCCACCAAUUCGGUUCCCAAAGGGAAGAGAAGGGUCGUGGAGGAACCGGUGGACAAGGCCACGCUUCAGAAGCAGAGGAGGAUGAUCAAGAAUCGAGAGUCCGCUGCUAGGUCCCGGGAACGCAAGCAGGCUUAUACAUCGGAGCUUGAGUAUCUGGUUCACCAGCUGGAGCAAGAGAACGCCCGGUUAGUUAACGAAGAGGCUGAGAUGAGAAGGCAGAGGAAGAAACAGCUCUUGGAGUACAUAAUUCCAGUUGAAGUGAUGCCUAAACCCAGAAAGAAACUUCGGAGAGUAAAUUCAGCUCAAUCAUUGUGAUGUUUCAUCACCCAUCUGAUCAACAAACUAGGCUGUGACUUGGUGUAGAUAUAAGGAGGGAAAGAUUUAAGAGAUUGAAUGUCAUUGCAUCUGCAGGUUCUCGGAGUUACAUUGUAUAGAAAAAAAAAAAAAGCUGGAGUCAAUUAAUCCAAGUAAUUUAAUUCAACUAAAAAGUAUUCUUCCACUGAUCUACAAGGAAGAUCCAUGGCUGUGGGUGGGGUUUGUCAGGAUUAGGCCUUGUAGGAAGAGUUCAAAUAAAAGUUUGUGGUGUGAUAAUUUAGGCAAUUUGGAUGUCAUGAUUAGUGGAUGAGUUACAUGUCAGAGGAUUCCAUGAAUAGUGUUUAGCAGAUUUCAUGUAGAGACUGAAAGAUCACCUGAAUGUCACAUGAUUAAGACAAGUUACUUUUUCAAAAA
Messenger RNA from Vigna angularis (adzuki bean), 1477 nucleotides. RefSeq names its product bZIP transcription factor 12. Gene Ontology annotation, biological process: positive regulation of DNA-templated transcription. Lineage: Eukaryota; Viridiplantae; Streptophyta; Magnoliopsida; Fabales; Fabaceae. Gene Ontology annotation, molecular function: DNA-binding transcription factor activity. Bases 323 to 1063 code for a protein of 246 amino acids. The transcript has 4 exons. Gene Ontology annotation, cellular component: nucleus. The record is from RefSeq and is a predicted model, not a curated record.